GUCACUAACCCCACUCUGUUUGUUUCCCAGUAAUAAUUAAUUAAUAGGCUUUGAAGAAAAUCAGAAGCAGAGUUGAGGUUUGUUGUGAUGAAGAAGAAGGUGUUGUUUAUAAUGUUAAUAUUGUUGGCAAGUGCGGUAAAGGGUCAUCGAAUUCUUGUCGAUACAGAUAUGGAUACUGAUGAUUUCUUUGCUCUUUUCUACCUUUUGAAACUUAACACAUCACAAAUGGACUUAAAGGCAAUAACUAUUAGCACAAAUGGAUGGGCUGAUGCAGGGCAUGCUGUAAAUCAAGUGUAUGAUAUGCUUUACAUGAUGGGGCGUGACGAUAUUGCUGUUGGUGUGGGAGGUGAAGGUGGAAUACUUCCCAAUGGUACCAUUCUUCCAAAUGUUGGUGGAUAUCUCCCUAUUAUUGAUCAGGGAAAUGCUACAGCUGGAUAUUGUAGAUACAGACAAGCUAUUCCUGUGGGUCCCGGAGGACGUUUGGACAUCGACUCUAAUUUUGGGUUCAGAAAGAGCUUCCUCCCACAGGGGAAGAGACAUUAUUCACCUCGUCGACAGCCAACAGUGCAGCAAGUAAUGAUCAACACAAUUUCAUCUGGUUCCACAGUGGUUUUUCUCAUCGCAUCACAUACAAAUUUUGCACUAUUUCUCCUAAGUAAUCCACAUUUAAAGAAAAAUGUUGAGCACAUUUACAUAAUGGGAGGUGGUGUAAGGUCAAAGGAUCCUACAGGUUGCUGUCCACAGAAUGUCAGCUCCUCUCGCCAACCUCAGCAAUGUGGUGACAUUGGCAAUUUAUUCACAGAUUACACAAGCAACCCUUAUGCAGAGUUCAAUUUCUUUAUGGAUCCCUUUGCUGCAUAUCAGGUAAUUCAUUCUGGCAUUCCAGUUACUCUUGUCCCAUUGGAUGCCACAAACACCAUUCCAGUAACUGAAAAGUUUAUUGAAACUUUUGAGAAGAAUCAGCACACUUACGAGGCACAAUACUGUUUCAAGUCUCUGAAAAUGGCUCGUGAUACUUGGUUUGAUGACCAAUUCAACACGGGUUAUUUUAUGUGGGACUCCUUUAUGUCUGGUGUAUCUGCUUCAAUCAUGCAGAAACAACACAACCAGCAUGGAGAAAAUGAAUUUGCAGAAAUGGAUUAUAUCAAUAUCACUGUAAUUACUUCAAACAAGCCAUAUGGGAUUUCUGAUGGAUCAAAUCCAAUUUUUGAUGGUCAUAUAUCUCCAAAGUUCAGCGUAGCACGAAAUGAAGCUCACAGCGGCCAUGUUCAGACUAAGCUUCGCGAUCCAUUUUGCAUAGAAAAGAACAGGAGAGGCAGAUGCCAGGAUGGCUAUACAAAAGAAGUUUUUGGUCCAGGAGGAGUGCCUAUUCUUGUUGCUAUAAGAGCAAAACCCAAUCGAAAUGCUAACAGUGAACUGGACAGAGAGUUUUUCGUUAGCUUUCUGGAUGUCAUAAACAAAAGAGAAAACACCGGAAGAUUUAACUUUUCUACGCAAUUUCCUUAUUACAGAGAAGUACUUUACAAACCAGAUUUCAGAGGCAAGCAUCUUGGGAAGAAUGUUGUGUUUGAUAUGGAUAUGAGUGCUGGAGAUUUUCUAGCUCUCUUUUACCUCCUUAAGUUACCAAUAGAAGAAAUUAAUCUGAAGGCUAUAAUUGUGAGUCCAACUGGAUGGGCAAAUGCUGCAACAAUUGAUUCUGUGUAUGAUUUGCUCCAUAUGAUGGGUCGUGAUGACAUUCCUGUGGGCCUUGGAGAUGUUUUUGCAAUGAACCAGUCUGAUCCUAUUUUCUAUGCAGUUGGUGACUGCAAGUACAACAAGGUUAUCCCACAAGGUUGUGGUGGAUUUCUUGACUCCGACACACUUUAUGGUUUAUCUCGUUCUUUGCCUCGAAGUCCUCGGAGAUAUACAUCUGGAAAUUCCAUGAAAUAUGGAGCUCUUAGAGACACUGAUCAUCCGGAACUCAGACAACCUCUAGCACUAGAAGUAUGGGAGUCAGCAGUGAAAUCACUCAAACCAGGAUCUAAGAUUACCAUUUUAACAAAUGGUCCAUUGACUAAUAUAGCAAAGAUCGUUCUUGCAGGCGAGAGUAUGACCAAAACUAUCCAGGAUAUAAUAAUUGUUGGAGGGCACAUGAAUCAUGAUAACACUGAGAAGGGAAAUGUGAUCAACGUUCCUUCUAAUAGAUUCGCGGAACUGAAUAUGUUUCUUGACCCUCUAGCUGCACAGACAGUUUUGAGUUCAGAUCUUAAUAUCACUCUCAUUCCACUUGGCAUUCAGCAGAAAGUCAGUGCCUUUCCUGAAAUUCUUAAAAUGCUUAACCUGACUAAAAGGACACCUGAAGCAAUCUUUGCACGGCGUUUGCUCUCAAGGUUACACCACCUGCAAAAGACACAUCCUAAAUACCAACAUAUGGAUACAUUUCUUGGAGAAAUCCUUGGAGCAGUAGUUUUGGCUGGUGAUUAUUCUGUACUAAAAUCAACAUUUGGUGUCAAGAACAUAAAAGUCACUGCCUCAGGGUACGAAUCUGAAGAUGGACAGAUAGUUAUGGACGAAAAGCAAGGCAAAUCAGUGAAAGUAUUAGAGAAUCUGGAUCCAUUAGCUUAUUAUUACACUUUUGCAAAUCGACUAGGUGACGUAAAACAGUCUGCUAAAGUUGGAAGCUUUGAUCAGCAGAGAAGAAUUUGGAAUACACCAUCCAAUAGAAAGAAAACUGCCCCUUAAUUGCCUUUUCUUCCAAACAAGUUCUUUUUCCUUCUCUCUUUUUGGUUUUUAAGUUUCUUUAGGUGAUUUUUUUUACACUUCUGAUUCUUCAAAACAAUUGCCACUUGCUCAUUAGUAACAAAAUUGUACAUAGAGUUAAACAGUAGAAGUGGUUAUAAUAGGAAGGAAAUAAAGGAAACAUUAUUUUACUCC
Solanum dulcamara is the source of this 2913-nucleotide messenger RNA. RefSeq names its product nucleoside hydrolase 3-like. The coding region runs from base 88 to 2721 and encodes 877 amino acids. Gene Ontology annotation, molecular function: hydrolase activity, hydrolyzing N-glycosyl compounds. The transcript has 12 exons. NCBI's taxonomy places the organism in Eukaryota, Viridiplantae, Streptophyta, Magnoliopsida, Solanales, Solanaceae. The record is from RefSeq and is a predicted model, not a curated record.